Phaethon lepturus (White-tailed tropicbird) is the source of this 285-nucleotide messenger RNA. RefSeq names its product ly6/PLAUR domain-containing protein 6-like. The record is from RefSeq and is a predicted model, not a curated record. Gene Ontology annotation, molecular function: acetylcholine receptor inhibitor activity. Lineage: Eukaryota; Metazoa; Chordata; Aves; Phaethontiformes; Phaethontidae. Gene Ontology annotation, biological process: positive regulation of canonical Wnt signaling pathway. The transcript has 3 exons. The annotation marks the transcript as partial.
GUGAGUGUUUUCAGCCGCCGCAUGAGGACGGCUUCGCCCGGCGAUGGCCUCGCAGCCCACGGCGGCACGGGUGCUGCUGCUCUGCCUGCGGGCCAGCUGCCUGCCUGGCCCUGCUGGCCAGCUGCCUGCCAGCCGUGCAGCCCAGGGACUUCACCGUGAAGGACAUCGUCUACCUCCACCCUUCCACCACACCGUAUCCGCAUGGAUUUAAGUGUUUCACCUGCGAAAAGGCAGCAGAUAAUUACGAAUGCAACCGAUGGGCUCCGGAUGUCUAUUGUCCAAGAG